Plasmodium knowlesi strain H is the source of this 4461-nucleotide messenger RNA. RefSeq names its product RNA polymerase II-associated protein 1, putative. NCBI's taxonomy places the organism in Eukaryota, Apicomplexa, Aconoidasida, Haemosporida, Plasmodiidae. Gene Ontology annotation, cellular component: nucleus. The transcript has a single exon. Gene Ontology annotation, biological process: transcription by RNA polymerase II. The record is from RefSeq and is a predicted model, not a curated record. The coding region runs from base 1 to 4461 and encodes 1486 amino acids.
AUGGAACGACUCCAUGAUAAGCUGCGACAGGAACGGACCCACGACCAGCCGAUCCUCAACCGGUGUGACUUUGACAUAGUCGAAAGGUACGCGGAUUCUUCGAGCGAGGAAGAGAGUGGUCACGAGGAGGAGCAACGCCCAGGUCAAGAACAACACGGAGCCGAAGAACAACAUGGAGCCGAAGAACAACACGGAGCCGAAGAACAACAGCGUCAUGAGGAACAAGAACCGACUGGCAAGGCCAGCCAGACGGGAGAUUCCCCGAGGCUGAGUUUCCCACCAGCUCUGCACCGGAGCGUGUUGAACUUGCAAAAAGACGACCUGGAGGAGAGACUAAACCUCUAUAAAAUAUAUGGCACGGUUGAUGCGGCAAGUGCGGUCAAGAUUGUCAGUGGCUCCAACCCUUACAACCCUGCUAGUGUCGCCCAUCUUACCGAUGGGGGGAGUCAUGAAGACGGAAGGAGGGAACCGAACAAAUGCGAAAAGGUGAACCAUGACCAUGUUAACAAAGGACGGAAGAAUGAAGUGAAGGAGAAACACCAAUUGACCUUCCAAAUGAACCAAAACGAAGUAGCAAAACUGCAGUGGACAAACCCAGUGAGCGAUGAAGAGGUAAGAGAAAUAAAGAGUUUUAGUGAAAUCAAAUUACAUGAAGUACGCUUCGAUUUUGAAGGAAAAUUAAGAAUACAAAUAAACGAAACGGAAUUGAACAAAAAAAAAAAAAAAAAUAUAUUCAACCAUUUUGAUGGACUAUAUCACCACAACGACGAACCACUUAAUAGUGGCUACACCUUUCCAGAAAUGAUUUUUCUGUGUCAAAGUUCAAAUAGCAGUCAAGUCUGUAUAUCUCUGAAAAUUAUGACCAAUGUGUUCAUAAACUCUCAUUUACGAUCUUUCCGCUUUGAUGAAGACUUAACAUCCGACUUUUACGGAGAGAAUAAUGCCCUCCGGAGAAAGGACAAAUAUUCCUUUGGGUUCACCUACAGAAGAUUUUUCAGCUACCUGAACAAUGACUUAAACCUAUUUGAAAAAAUCAUUUUCUUGAUUAGGCACUGCAGGAACAGGAACAUAGAAAUAAAUUCUGUGCACUGUUUGGCUAGCUAUACCUUCCCAAACAAUGUUUCCUCUUUAAGGGAGGAUGUGGUAUUUGAUUACUGGGGGGAGAGGGACUUCCCCAUACUCAGAUUCUUUCACGACUACGAGGCGUUUUCCUACGAAGACUUUUUUAGCGACGGAUCCUUUCUCUUUGAAGGGUGCAACAUCUAUUUUUACGAUACGCGUAAAGGUGGGUUAGAUAAAUUACGCCCUAAUGCACAUGCUGAUGAAUAUAUGAACAAAUUUUCAGAAGAAUACGCCCAGGGGAGUAGGCCCCCGGGUGAAGUGAAACUGGGCGGCGAGGAGACGGGACACUCGCAAAACGAAUCUUCCCCGUAUGGAGGAAAUGACUGGACCGAAGUAGCCAAAAAGUUAAAAAUGGGGGACGUAGCAAAAAAGGAAAAACAGUCAAACGUGAUGAUAACAGAAGUGGCAAUAGAGGAAGAGCUCAUCGCCCACCUCAAACCGCUUAGCAGCAUCACAGACGACCUACAAGAAAUGCAAAAGAUAAAUGUUAAAAUGGUUCAUCUCAGAGGUUCUGAACGAUAUGCACAUGAGGAUGUCCUCACCAAUGUGAGCACUAUUCUACAGAACAAUUUCGGCGUGGUCCAAGUGGAAAACAGUUGUGUAUGCCUUUUAAUAGGUCUACUGUCCAGAUGCAGACAACAAGUAAACCUACUAACUUGUACAGACCUGAUAGCGAACUUAGAAAAAAUAUACGAAUCGAAGAUAAUAGGAAGCGAGUUGAACAAAGAGAGAGAAAAUAUACAAAUGAACCAAACGGAUUAUAUCGAAACGAAUUUCACAUACAACUUAAUAACUCUGAUAAAGUAUGUCAUCAUAUACAAUUACGAUAAGAACCUUUUGGAAAAAUUUAAAGUCCUUUCGUUUUUAUUAUUCUACAGAAGCCUUCCUUUUAUUCGAAAUGCUGAAGACAGAAAAGAGGUCUUUUUCUUGGGAAGCGAAGUUUUGAAGAUAUUUAGACUGCUACUUUUUUGCAACCUAUACAUAGAACCCGUUGACUAUUUUCAUGAUCUAAUUAAUCAUCUGCACAGAAAGGGAAUCCAUGAUGAUCAUGGCAUUUACAAAAGGUUUCUUUCACAAGUGUAUUUGUAUUUAGCCACGUACAACAUUGUGGGGAGGAGUGUGGACUUGUCAGGAUUCCUGUACACAAAUAAAAUUAUAAACACGCUGGAGAUUCAGGUGAAAACUCUUUUUCGCCACGAGGCGAUGAAGGGAGAAGUCGAUAUUCCAACUGCUCAUGUGACAAAUGUUGACGUGACAAAUGUUGACGGUCCAGUCAAAAUUGUCGACAGGCAAAAGAACAAAUGGGACUUCGCCCACUUGUGCAACCUACAGUUAAUUCACCAGUGUGGAGUUUACCUUUUUUCUGUUUUCUGGUCCAUAAGGAGGAAACGCCUAAUUCGGGAAAAGUGCGUUGAACCCCAUAAUGUGGAGGCUCUGCUGAAAACGCUCCAGGUGGUGCUUCGAGCGGUUAUCUGUCAGUUUCACGACCUGUUGGAAGCUUACACUGAGGAGCCGCAGAAGCAACCAAUGGCCAAGCAACCAAUGGCCAAGCAACCAAUGACCGAGCAACCAAUGACCAAGCAACCAAUGACCGAGCAACCAAUGACCAAGCAACUGCCCAAGUGCACUGGCUAUGCGAACAUCAUGCAGAAAAUUAUUCGCCGCAUGAUGGACGGCCCCCUCCCCUUCAACUACGUGAUUUACAACAACCAAAUGGAUUGGCAUUGCUUCUUCAUCAUUCUUCUCCAAAUAUUGAACAUAAUUUUGCGCAUCGUUCUGGAGCUUCCAUUGUUCUCUCGUGACAAAGGGGACUACACAACAGUUAAUUCCUUCAAACGCAUUGCCCAAGAUAUUAUUACGUUUGAAGAGGACACACUAACACACUUCAAAAAGAACAUUUUUUACAUGGAACAUGUGCAAGACUCCUAUAACCUUUUUUUACCACUGUCAUACCUUUUUUACAACGUUCACAGCUUUAAGAGAAGAACCCACCUCAUGUGUAGUCCAUCUGAUCAGUCUGAUAAAGACACUGUGGAGAGACUGCUAUACUCCCUGAGUUUUUGUUCAUCUGUUCCCUUAAGCUACUUCUCUUUGAGGGCAAUUUUGACGACCUCCCCUGAAAGAAAUAUCAGCCCAGGGGGUGAAACAGACGAGGCCAUUUUUUCUUCACAAAACUCUGAUCAUUCCGCGCAGGCUUCCUCUGUGGAAAUGCGCACUUCCCGUAAAAUAUCGAAUGAGUGUAAUCAAAGAAUUAUCGAGGAGACCCCUUCAACCAGUCGUGACCACGUAGACAUUCCGAAGAACAUCAUACUUUUCCUAAGGAAGUACAUCAAGGGGAAAUUUCUGCUUUACCACAGCAAGAAAAAUAUUUUCCUGCUUCUACUUAAGAAUAUAUUUAGGGAGUGUAAUCGUAAAUGCGAGGAACAAGAAUCUAUGGAAUUUUCGCACGAGGGGGAAGUCACCAAGAGAAAGGAGACACUUGUCCAUUCAGUUUUCAAAUUUUUACUGAACAAACACAUCGUCAAUUUUAUAGGAGAGCACAUGGAUGUAUCCAUUUUUUUUAAAUACUUUAUUCAAAUUUUUAUCGCCAAUGAGGGAAAAUGCAUUGGAGACUCCCUGGGUGAGAGGAUGGAAAUUUAUUCGCACUUGGUGCGCAUAGCGGAGGAGUACAUUUUUAAGCGGGUGGCCUGUACAGACAGCGAGGGGGACCACCCCCUCCUCGUACACCAUGUACACCGUGUUGUCACUGAUUUUGGUAAGGACGAUCAUCACAAUGAUGGUAACUGCGAAAAUGCUAACCCGGAGGAUGGUCCAGGCUCGCACCCGCUGGACAUACACGUGAAGCGCUUACUAGAAACAAACGGAAGAAACAUAAAAGCCAGCACUUGGCAAAAAAGAAUACAGAUCAGUACCCAGCUCUCUGUGGCUAUAUUUGAAAAAAUUAUUGAGUCUUUUAAAAUGGCAUAUUUCUUCAGCCCCCUGAUGUUGGCAAUUUUAUUUUUCCUUUCGUCCACGUCCUUUCCAGAGGAAUGUCGAAAUGUGUUUUACAGAGACACAGAUUUGUUAAAAAUUUUGUCAAAAAACGUAUUCAUUCGUUUUUCUGAUGAUGGGGAGAAGUACAUCGUUUUUACUACGUCUACGUGCUAUGGGAGGGUAGAAACAAAUUUUUUAAUUGAUCUGACAUCCCUUUUCCCUUCCAUUUUUUCCCUCAUGUUAGACGACUCACAUGCGGACUGGUUCGCUCCCAGUAUGCACAGCUACUUCGGAUCUCUGCGCACAAAGUAUCCCUACCCCAGUUUGUUACACUUCCUCUUUUACGUUAGUACAAACGGGAGGUGA